CAGAUUUGUAAGAAAUCAAUAUUGUCUCAACGUCUCAAGUUUUGAGAUUCUCAAUCAAAAAGGAAUAAAUGAACUACAUUUAAGAUUUCAUCCACUGGGAUGAAGGAAAACUACAGAGAGGAAUUAAAUAUCCGUCUUUAUUCCUUGUUGAGAGAUCCUCAUCAUUGUACACAAUGUAAUAAAUUGCAAAUCGCACAUUACUUUGUCCCAUCAUUAAAUGAGUAGGUAUUUAAAAAUAAACCUCUCUAGCCACCUACGUAAAUGGUCAAGAAACAAGUAUGUAAGAGUAAGUAAACACUGCUAAAUAAUUUACACAUCACGAGAGAAUGACAGACAAUCCUUGAUUGACGUUGCUUCAAAUUGCUCAAGGUAGGGCUAAAUAAAUGCUCGAUUAAUUAUAUAAUACCUAACACCUUGUUGUAUUGACAAUGCUAAAUCUAUUAAAUCUAUCCCUCACUAAUAGUCAGCAUUUGACAAGGACAUUUGCAACUUGCUACAUUUUGUGUAACUAGUUUUAUGACCAGGCCCAUUUUACGAAGAUUAUGCGACUGAUUAUGUAGUAUUUACAUAUGUACUUGAAUUAAUUUUUUGGAUUAUUCGAAUGUAUUUAGCCUUUUGUCCAGAAAUGUUUUAGAAUCACGUAAAUUCAAGGCGUGGGCUUGAUUAUUUUGCAAUUUACGAAAAAUUCACCUCUUAAAAUAUUUAAUAUGCAUUAUGUUUAAUAAAAAUUCUUUCGACGCGCUGAUGCACUUACAAUUCGAUCCCUUCCGAAAAUCGUCUAACCGAUGCCGGUUGUGGUUUUGGUGGUGGUUUUGGUGGUGGGGGUCGGUCAAUUUUAGGAGGAGGCCGGUAAAUUUUUUGAGAAGGCUGCCAUUGUUGUUCUUUACUUGGUGCUAACAAUUCUUCGAUGGGGAUUGGUUCAGGAUGUUGUGUCACCGAAUGGGUGUGGUCCCCUUUGGCGGGGAACUUGCUAGUGUCAGAAAUGUCUUUGGCGUCCGGGGUACGAUUUGUUGUAGAUGUGUCCAAGGGUUCCCAUCUUUUGAGAGGUUUGUCCCAAUCGGGAAAGUGAGCACUAACCGAUUUAUGUAUUGUUGGUUUUGGCGAAUUAACAGGUCGUCGAAGGACAAUCACCUUUCCUUCUUGGGAUUCGUCGGGGGACGGCAUUUUAUAAAGUCGAAGCGUGGUAAUCUUUAAGAGAAAGAUGUCAACCAGGUGAUGAAGAAUUGAAAAAUACUCGUAUUUCCUGGAGCUAGACUAAAACAUACACCUUCGAAACUUCCAUGGAUUUGAAACAAAGUUUCAGGAUAUUAUUGAUUCCAAAGACUUAUUACAGACUUUUGACAAUCCAAUUUUAUUCUCUCUCCCUCAACUUUUCGAACCAUGUCGAUAUUAUUUUCCGACCCUGUGACUGCCUACUACAUUCCAACUGCUCAAGGCACUGACCGUGGCACACAUGACAAUCGUUCAGCUGUCCAACCCAAAUCGUGCCAGAAUGUCACCCAAUCUGAAUUUCCAAGCAUGGAAAUAUGCGGAGAAAGUGCUCAUGAGGCGACCAGGCCGAUAAUUGAACUCCGAUAUCACGACUCGGACGUGAAGCCGUCGGUCAGCCAGCAGACUUUGGAGGAUUUUGUGACCGUCCAGAAAGUGGAGACGCAUCCUGUUCCUGGAGUUGAAGGCAUGACGUGGUGCAUCCUCUCCUCCCAGUCCCCCCCAGACCAGGACAGCCAAUCCAGAUACAUUGCAGCCUUAGACUAUGCCAUGCUCGAAGGGUUCGAUGCCGUGGUCAUUGAGCCGUUCGACCUCACUCAGAGGACACAUCAGUGGAUCAACAUCAUGACCCUGGUUUGGAACGUGUUUGGCUGCUAUCUUUCCGUUUCUGUUGCUGCAACCUUGUCGUCCCGAAUGUCGGACCCUGCCAUGACAUUUGCCGGGAUCGUCAACGUGGUCCUACUCCAGAAAUAUGUCAAGUUUGUAAUGGGUGAUCCCAUUUCGCAAUAUCGAAACCUGGACUUUCUGAGCGAUGAGGAUAUGGACCGUGUAUUCCACAUGAGCGAAUUGCUCGCCGUGAGGGGUGCCUUCACCAACGUUAUCAUCAAGGACACGCGGCGUGAACGAUAUCGCUAUAAUAUUUUAAAGUAUAUGACUGCUUUUCAGUUGGCGUUGUGCGCCUACAAAUAUUUCUUUGGAAUGGUCCUCUCCACCUUCUUCCAAAACCGACCGUUGUAAAAUUAGUACGGUUUUUUCUGAAUGUAUGA
Messenger RNA from Folsomia candida, 2255 nucleotides. RefSeq lists its product as uncharacterized. The transcript is spliced from 2 exons. The record is from RefSeq and is a predicted model, not a curated record. Bases 1381 to 2226 code for a protein of 281 amino acids. Lineage: Eukaryota; Metazoa; Arthropoda; Collembola; Entomobryomorpha; Isotomidae.